AUGAAGCCCCAGCUGGAAGAGCAACAACCCCAGGCCAUACUCCCCACCUUCCUGCCUCUUGUCCGCCCCGUGGUGCCCAAGUCACCCGUGGUACCCAAGCGUCCUGCGGUGCCCAAGUCUCCUGUGGUGUCCAAGUCACCUCUGUUGUCCAAGCAACUUAUCAACACCAAGCCUCCAGUGGUGCCCAAACCACCUGUGGUGCCCAACUCAUCUGCUUUCUCCAACCCACUUGUGGACACCAACCUUCCUGUGACACCCAAGCCUCCAGUGGUGCCCAAACCACCUGUGGUGCCCAGGCGUCCCUUGAUCUACAAGCCACUUACGCACACCAAGCUUCCUCUUGUGCCAAAUUCUCCAGUGGUGCCCAAGCCACCUGUGGUGCCCAACUCAUCUGCUUUCUCCAAGCUACUUGUGGACACCAACCUUCUUGUGAUGCCCAAGCCUCCAGUGGUGCCCAAGCCUGCAGUGGUGCCAAGGCAUCCUGUGGUCCACAUGCCACUUACAGACACCAAGGUUCCUGUGAUUCCCAAGCCUCUUGUGGUGCCAAAGCCACCCGUGGUCUCUAAGCCCCUUAUAGACACAAGGCUUCCUGUGAUUCCCAAGCCUCUUGUGGUGCUCAAGCCACCUGUGGUCUACAAGCCACUUACGGACACCAAGGUUUCCGUGAUGCCCAAAUCACCUAUGUUGUCCGAGUCACCUGUUUUCCUGAAGCCACUUUUGAAUUUCAAGCUUCCUGUGAUUCCCAAGCCUCUUGUGGUGCCAAAGCCACCCGUGGUCUCCAAGCCCCUUACGGACACCAAGCUUCCUGUUGUGCCAAAGUCUCCAGUGGUGCCCAAGCCACCCGUGGUGCCCAACUCACCUGUUUUCUCCAAGACACUUACCGACACCAAGCUUCCUGUGAUUCCCAAGCCUCCUGUGGUGCCCAAGUCACCUAUUGUACCCAGGCGUCCCCUGGUCUACAAGCCACUUACGCACACCAAGCUUCCUCUUGUGCCAGAGUCUCCAGUGGUGCCCAAGCCACCUGUGGUACCCAAGACACUUGUGGACACCAAGCUUCCUGUCACACCCAAGCCUCCAGCAGUGCCCAAGCCUCCAGUGGUGCCGAGGCGUCAUGUGGUCUACAAGCCACUUAGAUGGUGCAGUUCUGUGUCUUUCCUUUACUCUGAGAACAACGCUGAUGACACUCCGAUCCUUUCUAUGUUAGGUAAAAGCUUGUAA
Messenger RNA from Neopsephotus bourkii (Bourke's parrot), 1218 nucleotides. RefSeq lists its product as uncharacterized. The coding region runs from base 1 to 1218 and encodes 405 amino acids. The record is from RefSeq and is a predicted model, not a curated record. The transcript has a single exon. Lineage: Eukaryota; Metazoa; Chordata; Aves; Psittaciformes; Psittacidae.